GAAAUCGCCCCUGAGAGCCUGGGAAGAGCUUGCCCUGCAGAGUGUGUGUGGCCAUGUGUGUUCUCUGCAGCAGCAGCAGGGUGCAGGGUGCCUAGGGCACAGGGGAGCCCCCGCGCCCAGCCAGGCUGAAAGCAUGGGCAAGAAAGGCAAGAAGGAGAAGAAGGUGAAAGGGGCAGAGAAAACGGCUGCUAAGAUGGAGAAGAAAGUCUCCAAGAGAGCUAAGAAGGAGGAGGAGGAUCUCGAAGCUCUGAUAGCAGAGUUCCAGACAUUAGAUGCUAAAAAGACUCAGAUAAUUGAGACGGCCUGUCCCCCUCCCUCACCAAGGCUCAACGCUUCCUUGUCUGCUCAUCCCGAGAGAGACGAAUUGAUCCUUUUUGGAGGUGAAUAUUUCAAUGGCCAAAAAACGUUCCUGUAUAAUGAGCUGUACUUUUACAACAUCCGGAAGAACAGCUGGAGUAAAGUAGACAUCCCAAGUCCUCCUCCCCGGCGCUGUGCACAUCAGGCUGCAGCGGUGCCCCAGGGUGGUGGGCAGCUAUGGAUAUUCGGGGGAGAGUUUGCUUCUCCCAAUGGAGAGCAGUUUUACCACUACAAGGAUCUCUGGGUCCUGCAUUUGGCCACCAGGACGUGGGAGCAAAUCAAGGUGACCGGCGGGCCGGCAGGACGGAGUGGACACCGAAUGGUAGCCUGCAAGAGACAGUUAAUUGUCUUUGGAGGAUUCCACGAAAGCGCAAGAGAUUACGUCUAUUACAACGAUGUGUAUGCCUUCAACCUGGACGCUUUCACGUGGACCAAGCUGUCUCCGUCGGGGACUGGCCCUGCUCCUAGGUCUGGCUGCCAAAUGGCUACCACCCCAGAGGGCAACGUAAUCGUCUAUGGUGGCUACUCCAAACAGCGGCUGCGGCGAAAAGUAAACGAAAUUACAUUUCAUUCAGAUCAUUUAAAAAAUUUUAAGCCUGACGACGAUGUUAUUGACAAGUGGGUAUGGAAUCGGCUUAGCCCAUCGGGUGUGAAACCCACUCCCAGGUCUGGCUUCUCUGUGGCAAUAGCCCCCAAUAACCGGUCACUUCUGUUUGGCGGCGUGCAUGAUGAAGAGGAGGAAGAGAGCAUCGAAGGAGACUUCUUUGGUGAUAUUUAUUUCUAUGAUAUGGGAAAGAACCGCUGGUUUCCUGGACAACUAAAGGGACCUAAAUCUGAGAAGAAGAAACGCAGGCGAGGCAAAAAGGCUGAGGGAGAGGGCGCUGGGGAAGUUGAGGCGGAGAGCCAGCCCCCUCAGGGCCCCAUGGAGGUCAUCAAAGAGGUGGUCGCAGAGGAUGGGACUGUCAUGACGAUCAAGCAGGUGGUCUCUGCCCCGGAAGUGGAGCCGGAGAGGUCUGAAGACGAAGACGAAGACGAAGAAGAGGCUGAGGAGGAAGCCUCCGGCCAGCAGGUGGAGCCGUGCCCACGUUCAAAUGCUAUGUUGGCCAUGAAGCAUGGGAUUCUCUACGUCUACGGGGGGAUGUUCGAAGUGGGGGACCGCCAAUUCACCCUCAACGACCUCUAUGCCCUGGACCUCCACAAGAUGGAGGACUGGAAGGUCCUGGUGGAGAUGGAUCCAAAAACUCAAGAGUGGCUGGAAGAAUCUGAGUCGGACGAAGAGGGGGAUGAUGUGGAAGGUGCGGAGGGAGGCGAGGAGGAGGAGGAGAGCUCUGAGGAAGAGAGUGAAGACGAGGAAGAAGUGGAACAACACCCGUCUGUGCAGCAUGAUGAGAAAUACACGGACUAUCUGCCCAGGACUGAGCAAUACUGGCUUAAACUGGCCCGCCACAAUAUGGGCCCUGAUGCAAAGGAGAAGAAAGUGGUGAAAUUGGCCCAUGCAAUGGCAAAGACUUUUUAUGAAGAUUCAGUCUAGACGACCCUGCUUAUGACAAUGAGCCUUGUGGGUGCAGACGCAUCACUGGGUCAAUGGCCAAUUAAAUCCUCCAUCUUGACCCGAAGUUUCUCUUACUUGGUCUGCACCCUAGCAUCCAAGGGCUCCUGCGUGCUACGCACUAAUGUCUUGGGCAGUCCAUGCCAUGCCUGUUUGCUAACAAUAUCUUCCAGCCAUUGUCAGGCCUUAGUCCACAGGAUCGCUAGCUGGGAGUUUGUUUUGCUGAGAUUUGAAUACACACUGUCAUUUUGCUGGCAGCUGCUUAAGUUGGAUGAAGACAGACAGACUGCUUAAUAGAAACAGGACGCCACUGGAGGUUCCUAGCCCUAUAUGUGCCUCAUCUGAUCGGGGCUGGGUAUGGUUUUUUUUGUAAGUGCUUUCAUAAUAAAGUUGUUUGGUUGAGUCAUUUUGGUUAUUUUUUU
Messenger RNA from Pelodiscus sinensis (Chinese soft-shelled turtle), 2328 nucleotides. The record is from RefSeq and is a predicted model, not a curated record. Lineage: Eukaryota; Metazoa; Chordata; Testudines; Trionychidae.